Molecule: messenger RNA, 8067 nt
Organism: Mustela erminea (ermine)
Lineage: Eukaryota; Metazoa; Chordata; Mammalia; Carnivora; Mustelidae
Gene: ANKRD50
Product: ankyrin repeat domain 50
Exons: 5
Coding region: 724-5013 (1429 amino acids)
Molecular function (GO): protein binding
Source: RefSeq, a predicted model, not a curated record
GCCGGCCGAGUCCCGGGCUGCCUGAGACAGUCACUGCCCUGACGGCGGCGGCGGCGGUUGGCUGGUGGGGGUUGGGAGGAGCAAGACCGAGGCUGCUGGGGCAGCUGGAACUGGCAGUUGCCGGGGGCCAACAGGCGAAUCUGGACCGGAGAGCGAACCCCAGGCCGAGCGAAGGAGGCGGCUGCAGUUGGAGUACAGGGAGCGCUGGCGGUCGCGGAUUCUCAGAGGAGCAAGUGUCUGGGGCUUAGAGUCCGCCGGGGCGGCAGCGGCCACGGCGGCGGCUGGGGCCGAGAUACAGAAUUAACACUUCGAAUCUGGAGAAGCAUUUUGUACAAAUUGAAAGAUUGGGCAUUCUCUUUAGUUUUCCAGAUGUAUUGUCUCAUCUGCACACUUGAAACAUCCACAAUCACAUAAACUCUAAGAUAGAACCAUGGAGUUAUGUGACCCAUCAAGAUUUAGGGAAAGUAUUACCACGCUUUGGAACCAGGCAAUUUUCCACCAGUUCAACAGUUAAACUAAUAGAGUCUCUGCUGAUAAUCAAGAGUAAAGAGUCAAAGUCAUGCACAUUCUGUUGGCAAAUGGCAUCUAUGGCUGUUGAGUUUUACUGUAACUCGUUACUGUAAAGUCAAAGUCAACUUAAUUUGCAAGUUAUGUCCUAAUGGAUGUAAAGACCUGUGUUGUUGUAUCCAGGAUCUAGCAAAUGUUGAAGAUAAGGAACCUAUUAUGACUAAUCCUUGGGAAGAGAAAGUCUGCAAAAUGGCUCAAACGAGUUUACUGCAGGGGAAGCAGUUUUACUGUAGGGAGUGGGUUUUCCACAAGCUUCAGCAUUGCCUCCAGGAGAAAACUAACUGCUGCAAUAGUGCUGUCAACACACCAUCCCUUGUAAUGAAUUCUGGGAAUAAUGCUAGUGUUGUCUCUGGAAAAGGAGCUGCCUGGGGUGUGUUGUUGGUAGGAGGGCCUGGCAGUGGCAAGACAGCCCUAUGUACUGAGCUGCUGUGGCCAAGUUCACCUGCAAGCUUGCAGAGAGGUUUACAUCGCCAAGCUUUGGCCUUUCAUUUCUGCAAAGCCCAAGACUCUGAUACUUUGUGUGUUGGAGGGUUUAUUAGAGGUCUAGUUGCCCAGAUCUGCCGCAGUGGACUACUCCAAGGAUAUGAGGAUAAGCUAAGGGAUCCAGCAGUCCAAAGCCUCUUACAGCCUGGAGAAUGUGAAAGGAACCCAGCUGAAGCGUUUAAAAGAUGUGUUCUCCUCCCUCUUUUGGGAAUGAAGCCUCCCCAGCAAAGCCUCUAUCUACUUGUUGAUUCUGUUGAUGAAGGAUGUAAUAUCACUGAAGGUGAACAAACGUCUACCAGCUUAUCUGGAACUGUUGCAGAGCUUCUGGCUGGUCACCAUGAGUUCUUUCCACCAUGGCUAUUGCUUCUGUGUUCUGCCCGAAAACAGAGUAAGGCUGUUACUAAAAUGUUUACCGGUUUUCGAAAAAUAAGCUUAGAUGACCUUCGGAAGGCAUACAUUGUUAAGGAUGUUCAGCAGUACAUCCUUCAUCGUUUAGAUCAAGAAGAAGCUUUGCGACAACACCUCACAAAAGAAACUGCAGAGAUGUUAAAUCAACUGCACAUUAAAAGCAGCGGAUGCUUUCUUUAUCUAGAGCGAGUUCUAGAUGGAGUUGUCGAAAAUUUUAUUAUGUUAAGAGAGAUUCGUGACAUCCCAGGAACUCUAAAUGGUCUCUAUCUCUGGCUGUGUCAGAGACUUUUUGUAAGGAAACAGUUUGCAAAAGUUCAGCCCAUUUUGAAUGUGAUUCUUGCAGCCUGCCGGCCUUUGACCAUAACAGAAUUAUAUCAUGCAGUAUGGACUAAAAAUAUGUCAUUAACCUUGGAAGAUUUUCAACGUAAGUUAGAUGUCCUCUCCAAACUUCUUGUUGAUGGACUAGGAAAUACUAAAAUACUGUUCCAUUAUAGUUUUGCAGAGUGGCUUCUGGAUGUGAAACACUGCACUCAGAAGUAUUUAUGUAAUGCGGCAGAAGGACACAGAAUGUUGGCUAUGAGUUAUACCUGUCAAGCCAAGAAUUUAACACCAUUGGAAGCACAAGAAUUUGCAUUGCAUUUAAUUAAUUCAAACUUACAAUUAGAGACAGCUGAGUUAGCUCUCUGGAUGAUAUGGAAUGGUACACCUGUCAGAGAUUCCCUGUCUACUUUAAUACCCAAGGAACAAGAAGUUCUACAGCUGUUGGUUAAAGCUGGUGCUCACGUUAACAGUGAAGAUGAUCGCACGUCGUGCAUAGUCCGACAAGCCUUGGAAAGAGAGGAUUCCAUUCGGACAUUAUUAGAUAAUGGAGCUUCAGUAAAUCAGUGUGACUCAAAUGGAAGAACAUUAUUGGCUAAUGCUGCAUACAGUGGCAAUCUUGAUGUAGUGAAUUUACUUGUCUCCAGAGGAGCAGAUUUAGAGAUUGAAGAUGCCCAUGGACAUACACCACUUACCCUAGCUGCUAGACAAGGACAUACCAAGGUGGUUAAUUGUUUGAUUGGGUGUGGUGCAAAUAUUAAUCAUACUGAUCAAGAUGGUUGGACAGCAUUAAGAUCUGCUGCUUGGGGUGGCCAUACCGAGGUAGUUUCCGCACUACUUUAUGCAGGUGUAAAAGUGGAUUGUGCAGAUGCUGAUAGCCGAACAGCUUUGAGAGCAGCAGCUUGGGGAGGACAUGAGGAUAUUGUACUGAAUUUGCUACAACAUGGUGCUGAAGUCAACAAAGCUGAUAAUGAAGGUCGAACUGCACUGAUAGCAGCAGCAUACAUGGGCCAUAGAGAAAUUGUGGAACACCUCCUGGACCACGGAGCAGAAGUGAAUCAUGAGGAUGUUGAUGGCAGGACUGCGCUCUCUGUAGCUGCUCUUUGUGUGCCUGCAAGUAAAGGACAUGCAUCAGUUGUUAGUCUUUUAAUUGAUCGUGGUGCUGAAGUAGAUCAUUGUGAUAAAGAUGGCAUGACUCCACUGCUGGUCGCUGCCUAUGAAGGACACGUCGAUGUGGUUGACUUGCUUCUAGAAGGGGGAGCAGAUGUAGACCACACAGAUAACAAUGGUCGUACACCCCUCUUAGCAGCAGCUUCUAUGGGCCAUGCCUCCGUUGUAAACACGCUUUUGUUUUGGGGUGCAGCUGUGGAUAGCAUCGAUAGUGAAGGUAGAACAGUCCUCAGCAUAGCUUCAGCCCAAGGAAAUGUUGAGGUAGUACGUACUCUACUGGACAGAGGGUUAGAUGAAAAUCACAGAGAUGAUGCCGGAUGGACACCUUUGCAUAUGGCAGCUUUUGAAGGUCACAGGUUAAUAUGUGAAGCACUUAUUGAACAAGGUGCUAGAACAAACGAGAUUGAUAAUGAUGGACGAAUACCUUUCAUAUUAGCUUCGCAAGAGGGUCAUUAUGAUUGUGUUCAAAUACUAUUGGAAAAUAAAUCCAACAUUGAUCAGAGAGGUUAUGAUGGAAGAAAUGCACUGCGGGUUGCUGCAUUAGAAGGGCAUAGAGACAUUGUUGAAUUGCUUUUUAGCCAUGGAGCUGACGUUAAUUACAAAGAUGCUGAUGGGAGGCCUACGCUUUAUAUUUUGGCCUUAGAAAACCAACUUACAAUGGCUGAGUAUUUUCUAGAAAAUGGUGCAAAUGUAGAAGCAAGUGAUGCUGAAGGAAGGACAGCACUUCACGUUUCCUGCUGGCAAGGCCAUUUGGAAAUGGUACAGGUUCUGAUAACCUACCAUGCUGACGUCAAUGCCGCAGAUAACGAAAAGCGGUCUGCUUUGCAGUCUGCAGCGUGGCAGGGCCAUGUAAAAGUGGUUCAGCUUCUGAUCGAGCAUGGUGCCAUAGUUGACCAUACAUGUAAUCAGGGUGCAACUGCUCUCUGUAUUGCAGCCCAGGAAGGGCAUAUUGAUGUUGUGCAGGUUUUAUUAGAGCACGGUGCUGAUCCAAACCACGCGGAUCAAUUUGGACGCACUGCUAUGCGUGUUGCUGCCAAAAAUGGACAUUCUCAAAUAAUUAAAUUAUUAGAAAAAUAUGGUGCAUCUAGUUUGAACGGCUGUUCCCCAUCUCCUGUGCAUACAAUGGAGCAAAAACCUCUGCAGUCGGUGUCUUCAAAAAUGCAAUCAUUAACAAUUAAAUCAAAUAGCUCUGGCAGUACUGGUGGAGGGGACAUGCAGCCUUCAUUGCGUGGUUUACCUAAUGGGCCAGCUCAUGCAUUCAGUUCUCCUUCAGAAUCUCCAGAUUCUACAGUCGAUCGUCAGAAGUCGUCGUUGUCAAACAAUUCCCUGAAAAGCUCAAAAAAUUCAUCUUUGAGAACUACAUCAUCUACGGCAACGGCUCAAACAGUGCCAAUUGAUAGCUUUCAUAACCUGUCCUUUACAGAACAAAUUCAGCAACAUUCGUUGCCACGCAGUAGAAGUCGACAGUCAAUUGUUUCCCCGUCUUCCACAACGCAGUCCUUGGGACAGAGCCAUAAUUCACCAAGUAGUGAAUUUGAGUGGAGUCAGGUAAAGCCCAGUUUGAAGUCGACUAAAACAAACAAAGGGGGGAAAUCAGAAAAUUCCAGCAAAUCUGGGGCAGCUGGGAAAAAAGCUAAACAAAAUAAUUCUUCACAGCCAAAGGUUUUAGAAUAUGAGAUGACUCAGUUCGAUAAAAGAGGGCCUACCGCCAAAUCGGGGACAAGUGUGCCACCUAAGCAAAUGCCCGCAGAAUCGCAGUGCAAAAUUAUGGUACCUUCGACUCAGCAAGAAAUUGGUCGAUCUCAACAGCAAUUUCUUAUUCAUCAACAAAGUGGAGAGCAGAAAAAGAGAAAUGGGAUAAUGACCAAUCCGAAUUACCAUCUUCAGAGCAACCAGGUUUUUCUUGGUAGGGUGUCAGUCCCGCGGACAAUACAAGAUAGGGGGCAUCAGGAAGUGUUAGAAGGGUAUCCUUCCUCCGAGACGGAAUUAAGCCUUAAACAAGCCCUGAAGCUUCAGAUUGAGGGUUCUGACCCUAGCUUCAACUAUAAAAAGGAAACGCCGUUAUAAAAGUUUCCUAUUCUGUGAAACAGAAGACAUUGUGAUUGGAGUGGUUCUUCAGCUACUGGAUGAAAUCAUAAAAUGCCUGUUGAUUUGCUGAAAAAAAAUGAAGAAUGUGAUAUCUGCAGUACAGUUACCUUAAUUACUGUAAUGUGCCUAAAUAGUAAGGCUGCCUUCUCAAUGUAACCCUCUGUGCUUAAAAAAAUUUCAUUUUGUGUGCUUUGUAUUCACUACACAAGAAUAAGCACUUUUGUUUUUAAAUGCAGAUAUAUACUGCAGUUCCCUGGUAAAAGCGAAAAAAACUUUUAAGUUAAGAUUUGAUAAAUGUGCAUGUGCCAUGAUCAAAUAUGUACGAAAAGGCAGUGUUCUUUGUAUUUAUUUUUUUUUCUUUUUUGUGGCGAAUGAAACUUAAGCAUAUUGUUUCAGUCACAUUUUGCAUUGUUGUAGUGUAUGGCUUGUUUCUUGUAUCUUUAAAAAUGUUGCUCAAUAAAAUAAAUCAUGCAACUAUUUUAUGUUCAGUACACCUUCAGCAUUGGUUGAAAAAUGUGUUUCUAUUUAAUGCCACAUUGAAGUGAAAAUGGUUUGUUGACAGAUUUUUUAAAAAAUAAUUCUAGUGUUUUAGGGAGCUGCUCUGAGUAGUUUAAAUUUGGAUUUCCCAGUAGAAUCCUCCUAAUCUCUGGCUAAAGAUGAAAAAAAGAAAAAGAGAAAGAGAGGAAAAAGCAGACUAUAAUCAGAACAAAGUUCUGUUUCAUUCACUGGGAUGCAAUUUCACCUUCCACUCACUUGUCAUUCCACCUCCAAGAAGACAGACUAUCAUUCCUGAGGCAUGAAAAUUCUCAGGGACAAAGCCAUGCCUCAGGGCGUGUGUAAGUAGAAGGAGAUGCAGCUGUCUGAGGGUAGAUUUUUGAUCCCUGAACAAUUCACUGACUACACUUAAUCUCUUCUGUCUGGUUGAAUACAAUUUGCCAGUGUAGAUUUUCAUGCUGGCUUCUCUCUCAGUUGGUUCUAUCUUGUAAAUCACUGCAUGACCAAAAUAGCCCCCUCUCAAAAUCAGCUGAGUCAGUUUUAGUGGUAGUUGGAUGAAUAGUUUUGAUGAAUGUAAUAUGUGCGGUCCUUCAAAGAUGACACCACUAACCUGUCAAUCAUAGCACAUGUGUAUUUUUUUAUUGAUACUUCGUAAACGAUAGUGAUGGAUUUGCACUUUUCUGUCCACAUACUCUUUCCUGUUUUCUUCUUUGGCCAGUUGCUCACAGGAUAACUGGAUGGCAGGGUUAAAGAUGAAGUCUCUGACUAGGAAAACAAAGGUGACUGGUUCAAAUGAGCAGGGGACACACAGCUUUGGCCGCCUGGAUGGACUCUAAACCAGUGAGGCUGGCUUAGCUGGGUUGUGUGUACGUCUGGAAAGGUUAGAGUUGUUGAGGAGCCAUGGUUGUAGGUUCGAUCUUUGAAUAAGCCCCGUGAAUUUUAGAAAGCCCAGAAAUUCUAUUUUUCUCAUGUGCUGUUGAUAAGAAAGAGGAAUGAGGAAAGAGAAUUUGGAGAUUCAGCACAAAAACACUGCUACUACUGGAGAAGAAUGUUGAGUAAAAGAGGUCAGUAAUGCCAUCUUCAUAUAUGAAGGACACAUACGUGAUGCAUUGUUCACAGAAAUAGAAACGUGUAAUUGGUUGUGAUAAGUGUUUCACUUGAAUCUUCAUGUAAGGGUUUUGUUCUUUAUUUUUUUUAAAGUCAGCAAAAUGCAUUUUGUUUGUCAUUGGUAAGUCAUAAUCAGGAAUAGGAGAGAAGUUCAUUCGCUAUUAAGGUGACAUGGCAAUAUUGAUAACUCGAAUGUGAAUGUUUCAAGUAUUGAAUUUUUGUCCCUAUGGGACAUUUAUUAAAUACACUUAAUAGGACUCUUGCAAAGUAGCCUUAAAAGUGUUAAUGAUUCUAUUGAUAAAUAUGAAUACAUACUAUUAUUAGAACCAAUCUUACUCAUUUCUCAAAUAUAGUACAUUUACAUUACUGUAGAAGAUGAAGCUCUAAUUUCUUAUUAGGUGUAUUUUUCUUUAGAAAGAGAACCCUGAAAGCUGCCAGUUUUUCUAUUAACCUUGAAUUAUUGGAAUUGUAUUUAUUUAAUUUUAUUGUUUUUUUACAAAAAUGCACCUUGUGGCCAAUGGGCAACGAUAUGACUCAUUACAUAAGGGAUUUAUGUUUUUCAAAGAGCUGAAUGUUUUCAUACCCAUAUUAUGUACACUUGAAACAGUUGGUAGGAAGAAAAUCUGUUGGGAAAAUAUGAUUUUCAAAAGUAAGUAUUCCUCUAGAUGUUUUUCUAUUAAUUGUGUUUUGGAAUAGGACAGAACUGGCUUUUAGUUAGGAUGAUAAUGAUGAUAAGGGUGCUGAAGAUGCCCCACUUUGCCUAUUUGUUUUUGUGGGGGAUUUAAAAGUAUGACUGAAAAUGGCUUUUGCUUCAUGAAGAAGAGUAAAAAACAGUCCCCUCAAUUAAAAAUGCCUAAAUAGCUAUUUUAAAAAUCAAGAUGUUUAAAUUUUGUAAAUCACCUGAUGUCACUACACACCUAUGAUGCCAUGUGCUUGUAACUUGUUUUACAUUCCAUCUGUGCCCAUUCCCUAAAAGUCCUGAGUUGAUGAUAAGGGAAGUGAUUAAAAAAAUAUAUAGUAAUGAAAAAUUAAAAUCUGUAUGUAGGAAAGGUUUUGGAAGGAAAAUUAUCUGGAACUCCUGUGUACUGCAAAGUACAGCCAGUAUCUUUUGUCUCUCUUCCUUAUCCCCCACCCCUACUGGAAUCCUUACCAAAAAUAAUACACUACUUUAAAAACAGGAGUAAAUAAUUUUCUCAAUAUUGUUGGCUAUGCAAAUGUUUGUUUUGCUUAAUGUUCUCCAUUUACACUUCUCAGCAAAUGUAGUUGCAGACAAAUGCUUUCUUUUUUAUUUUUUCCUUGGUUUGGGGUAUGUAAAUAGCCUAAAGUGUACAUUGAAUUUCACAUUGUAAAAGUUUUAUUUUAUUCCUUGUAUUAUAUUAAGCAAAAAUCCCUAUGUAUAUGAAAGUGCAUAAUAAAUAUAUUUGCUCUACA